CUUCCAUUUUCAUUUUUCACGCAACCGAUACCGAUCGAUCACUCCUCCCUUGGCAAUUCGCAUCCCUCAGAUCUCUCUCUUCUCCUCCAAUCCUUCCCAGUAAACCUUUUUUGACUUCCCAAGAAUCCCAAUUCUCCGAAAUCAUGGACACACCAACGCCCACUGAUCUGGGUCUCUUACAGGGGGCGAUGCUGCUAGUCAAAGCCUCACCUCCGACGUGGCACUCCGCCAUUCUCAGCAACAUCAUCAUCUUCGUUCUGGGCAUGCCAAUUAUAGUCCCAGGUUUGUCGCUUUCAGGCAUUGGAGCUGCUUUCUUGCUCGGAGUUCUCACUUGGCGCGCUUUUGGACCCUCUGGCUUUCUUCUCGUCGCAACGUAUUUCGUAAUUGGCACAGCAGCGACCAAAGUGAAAAUGGCGCAGAAGGAAGCUCAGGGCGUUGCAGAGAAGAGGAAAGGAAGGAGAGGCCCGGGAAGUGUGAUUGGUUCCAGUGCAGCUGGUUGUGUUUUUGCUUUCUUGAGAAUUAAUGGGGUUGGUGGAGAUGCGUUUUCCCAGUUAUGGGACCUUGGAUUUGUAGCGAGUUUCUGCACUAAGUUGAGUGAUACUGUUGCAAGUGAGAUAGGGAAGGCAUAUGGUAAAACAACGUACCUCAUCACAACAUUCAAGGUAGUUCCUAGGGGAACAGAAGGGGCUGUGAGUGUUGAAGGAACUUUUGCUGGACUUUUAGCUUCAAUUCUCCUUGCUUUUGUUGGAUGUAUAAUGGGUCAGAUAAAUAGACCUGAAGCAGCUAUAUGUGUGGUGGCCUCCCAGAUAGCCAACUUCGGUGAAAGCCUAAUUGGUGCCACGGUUCAGGAGAAAGAAGGAUUUCGAUGGCUCAACAAUGAUGCUGUGAAUAUAAUUAACAUAUCCAUGGGCAGCAUUCUUGCAGUCCUAUUGCAACAAGUAGUGCUUCAAAGCUGGCUGGCUUAAUCAUUAGAUUAGUCAUUCUGAUUUUGGAGCAAUUUCCUGGAAAACGAGUACGAAUUUUAGACUGAUGGAAACACAACAACUCUGCUAAGACGGAAUAGGUAUCUACUAUACCUUCAGAAUUGAAAGAUUAUGAUCUGUUCUACUAUACUAUACUGCAUGGCGUUUGUGAAAUCUCGGAUGUAGCAAAUUUUAACACAUGGCUAUCUCCUUUUUUUUUUUGAAAGAGGAGGCCGGUUUUGUCGAUUUGAUAAGAGAAGUUACACUUUUUGAUACACACAGGUUUUCUUGAACAUUCUUUCUCAUUUAUACUUGUAAAAUUCAUAAAAGCUUUGUUGAAUGUAUUUUAUUUUAAGCCCAACGCAUCAAGAAUGCAUUUUUCUGCAUGUAUCUUA
Ipomoea nil (Japanese morning glory) is the source of this 1357-nucleotide messenger RNA. Its product is annotated as protein VTE6, chloroplastic. Gene Ontology annotation, cellular component: chloroplast inner membrane. The transcript has 6 exons. The record is from RefSeq and is a predicted model, not a curated record. NCBI's taxonomy places the organism in Eukaryota, Viridiplantae, Streptophyta, Magnoliopsida, Solanales, Convolvulaceae. The coding region runs from base 144 to 965 and encodes 273 amino acids.